CCGGUCCAACAGGCACAUCGCACGCACCGUACCAGCGCUUGCUCUGCACACGACGAGGAUCCAGGACCGGUCGACGUGCUGCCCAUGUGAAGGGGUACACUGGUAGGCAGUUCCUUCAUUCCUAGUCUGUGUACAGAAAAGGAACAGAUCACUGGGUGUGGCAUUAUGAGUGACCAGCGGACCAAGUGGACAGCUAUUGUGGUGACUUGCACGGACGAAGCUUCUGCAGAACCACUCCAGUAUGAAUUGGAGGUUCGUCAGAAGAAGGGUUACAUCGACAAGGAUGUUCUCCUUCUGACUGUUGAAGACCCACAGACGAGAGUGGGCUCGGGAGGUGCCACCUUAAAUGCUCUGCUGGUUGUGUCAGAGCAUCUAAGCCAGCGGCAUGGCUACACAGUGGUGACCUCAGAUGUUCUGCUUUAUUCAUAUAUACUAAUUCUUCAUGUGGGGCGUAGCUUUUGCUUUGAUUCCUGUGGGCGGGCCUUUGUGACCCUCCCAGUGAGGCAUGCAUCCAAGGGAGAAGCUGGCUAUGAAGGAUUAGUGACGAACAUCGACCAUCUGAUUUGCACUGUCACAGAUAAGCUUUCAACUGGCUGCCCGCCUGGUGUAUGGGUCUGCAGCACAGACAUGUUCCUUACUGUACCGACCCCGCCCAAGAUGGAUUGGGCGGGGUUUGAAGGGGCGUGUGUCAUAAGUGUGCCGGCCACACAGGAGUAUGCACGCAAUCAUGGCAUCUACCGGAUUGACAAGGAUGGUGUUAUUCAGGACAUUUUCUUUCGUGGCGGGCCAACCGCAAUGAAGAUGUGUGCCCUGCGUGACGGUACAGGGGAUCCGUCAGACCACAUGGUGUCCCUGGUGGCUGGCGUGGUGUUCCUGAGCUCCAGAGCUGCAGAGAAGUUUUUGUUUCUUCAUGCAUUGCCUGGUCUUGAUGCAUGCACCUACCUUGGAAUGGACAGUGACGUUAAACCCAUUGAGCUCUCAUUGUUCUUUGACAUACUUCUGUGCCUGGCCAAGGAUGUAACCAAGGAGGAAUUUGUCUCUGGCGAGAAAGGUAAACCAUACAAUAUGGCUUACAACAAGAAGGAGCACGAGCAAGGAAUUGUGCGCAAUGCGAGGGCACAAAUGUGGAACAAACUGAGGGGACUGCCGAUGAAAGCAAUGAUGAUUCCUGAUGGGAGUCACAAUUACCUAACAAUGUCCCCCAAGGAGCAUCUGAAAUACAGGUUGUCUUGCCCGCUGCACAUGGACGAAGACAAGCAGUUCACCUGGGCCAACACUGUGCAUUCUUUCAUUCAGGGAACAUGUGAUGUCGAGGAAUCAGCCGUAAUAACAAACUGUACACUAGAGGGUCAUGUGACCAUCGGACCAAAAUGUGCCAUCUCACAUUGUCAUCUUCAGGGAGAUAUUGACAUCCCAAAGGAGUCAGUUCUCAUUAAUAUUAACAGCGACGCUUCCAAGGCUUUGCAGCAGCACUCGCUGUCUGCUGGCAUUUUCCUGCAAGCAUUUCACGUCAGGGUUGGUGGAUCCCAGAAGCGGGCAUGCAAAGUUUACACAGUGAUGGGACGAUUUGACAGCUUUGAGACACCCUAUGUGAAGGGUACCAGUACUUUCUGUAACUCGCCAUGGAUCGUGUUCCUGACACGGACAGGUAUUGACAGAGAAGACCUGUGGCCAACCAAUCAGACAGACUACGAUCGCACCCUGUUCAAUGCCAAGCUCUUCCCAGUCUGGAACCUGAGGGAGGAUGUGGGCAUUGCCGAGACGCUGUGGUUAGAAGGUGGGGGGCAAGAUGCUGGCAUGCUCGCACGGUGGCGCUUGUCUUGGCGUCUCUCCUUUGAAGACAUCCUGUCAUGUGUAAACCUCUCGGCAGAGUUUGCGUGGAGAAGGGAGCUGUUCUAUGGCAUGGGCAGGCACAGGGUAAAGGAUGUUCUGCUGGCUGGGGACAAUCAGAUCUUGAUGCCAUUCCUCAGAAGCGCUGCCGUCGAGGGCUACGCUGUGCAAAUAUUGGAGACGGUUGAUCAAGGAAUAUGUGAGAGCAACUCGCCUAGCAUAGCUGCCCGUGGCUUAGCUUUUAUCGCCAACAUCCUUGCUGCAAUGGCUGAUGGGAAGGGAGGACUGCGAAGUGGACCGGCAGCUAAUCCUGCCUGGAAAAGUGCCUACCAGCUGCUGGAGGAAGGGAAGCUAUGUGAGGGCAUGAGAGCCUUGACCAAGGAACGCAGCAAUUGGCUGGGUCGACCCGACAAACUGGUCAGAGCAGCCAGACAUUACGAAGGAGGGAAUCAGAUCUUGAUCAGGCUUGCUGUCAUGACAGCCAGGGAGUUCAUUGCCACACAACCCGGGGAAUCACCACCAAUGAACAAAUGGGUGCGGGCUUCCUGCCCGGGUAGGAUGGAUGUGUCCGGAGGCUGGUCAGACACUCCUCCAAUCACGUAUGAGCAUGGCGGUGCAGUGGUCGAUGCUGCAAUCCGAAUUGACGGCAAGAAGCCAACAGUAGCCCGGGCCAGGAAGAUACCAGAGCCUCAUCUUGUUCUGGUACUAGGCAGUGAUCGAGAACACUCUGUUCAGAUUGUCUGUAAGGAGCUGUCUGAUUGUUCGGACUAUGCUAAUCCACGGUCUUCAGGUGCCUUGUUGAAAGCUGCAGUCCACUGUGCUGAGGUGAUAAGUCUUCCUUCCUGCGAGUCUUUACAGGAGCAGCUGAUGAGGAAAUAUGGAGGAGGAAUCGAGCUAAACACAUGGUCAGAUCUCCCCCAAGGAUCAGGUCUUGGGACUAGUAGUAUUUUAGCCGGCGCAGCCAUCGCGGUCUUAUGGCGCAUCUCAGGAAAGACCUACGAUAACUCCUCCCUCAUUCAUGCAGUACUGCUGGUGGAGCAGAUGUUGACCACAGGUGGAGGGUGGCAGGACCAGGUUGGAGGUUUGACCCCUGGCCUCAAUAUCGGACACUCAGAAGCCAAGUUUCCCCUCAAAGUGGAUAUCACCCCCAUCCCGCUGAGUGAAGAGAUCCAACGCAAAUUCAAUGAGCACUUCUUGCUGGUAUACACUGGCAAGACUAGACUAGCCAGGAACUUGUUGCAAGAUGUUGUCAGAAACUGGUAUGCAAGAUCGCCGUAUAUUGUUGAGAACUGUGACAAUCUGACAAAGACUGCCUGGGAAUGCAAGAAGGCAUUUGAAGAAGGUGAUUUUGAGAAAGUAGGAGCAUGCAUGAACACUUACUGGUCUCAGAAGAAAGUCAUGGCUCCAGGGAGCGAGCCACUGGUAGUCCAGCGCAUGAUGGCGGCUCUGCAGGCACACGUCUACGGUCAGUGUUUAGCUGGUGCAGGGGGCGGGGGCUUCAUGUAUGUGCUGACCAAGGAGCCCAACGCUAUUGAUAAAGUCACAGAGAUACUCAGCUCUCUGGAGGGUGCUCACGAGUUCACAGUGCAUAGUGUGGAGCUGGACGGUGCUGGCAUUGAGGUAGUGAUGGAGGAUUGACAUGGAUCAACAGUUGUCCCAGAUUAGCAGAAUCAAAUUCCAGAGAGUCUUUCAGCAGAAAAUCCUUGCCUUGAAACAGCAAAUUUAUGUGCUAAGCACAAAUAGCAGGGUACCAAUCACAGGCAAUAUACAUACCAUGAUUUUGUAGAGUGGUAAACCUAUUGUGCCAAGCAGAUAUUUGCUGGGAUAAUACUUUCAAACUUGGCAGAUUGAUGGCAUUGGUCCCAGCUAGUUGCAGGGAGAGACGAUGCAGAUAUUUCCCUAACAGUUAAGCAGAUUAUUGUGCUCAUCGGAGCUUUGCAAAUUCUGUGAGGCUACAUCAGAAUUUCGACUCUGGAGCCACUUGAUUUGGAGACUGAAGCAGAAUCUUUCUGUGAGAAUUGGAAAGUUCCUGGCCUUUUGCCACAUUUUAAAAUCUGUGAAGGUGCAGUAUUUUUCAUUGUGAAUUUUUUUUUUACACUUUGCAGAUUGGUAAAGUCAGCAACUCAAAUUUUGUUCAUGUUGCAAUAUUAUGUUUCCGUAAGUUUUGAUUUCAAAAUAUUGCAAACCGAGUCUGUGAUUCAAGUCAACAACACUGUUUGUACAUGCAAUCCGGUGCAAGGCCUUUCCAUAAACAAUGGGUUAAAAUUUAAGAACAGGGAUUGUCUCUGGGUGUGUAGAGGGUAUGGUAUUGAUUUUCUUUUAACAUUUUGUAAACAGCAUUUAUGUUAACAGUUUUCUCCUGAUAUUUAAUUUAGAUGUCAUUGCCCUAUUUGUCCUUUGUCUUACUCAACAUAGUGCAGCAAUUUCAUCGCUCUUCAAUCCCACUAACCAGUAAUAUUACCUAGGAUUUUAAUGGUGAGGGAUUGUAGUGUCUGGAAGAUAAUUAUGAUUCACGUAUUUUUAUCUCAAAGUAAGAUUACUUACCUAAAGUAUUGAAAGAUAAGUUUGAUAUUAGAAAAAGAUAUUUUAGAGUGUAUUGUAUGAAAAGUAAAUAUUACUUUUCGUGGUAGUUCUCCAAGAGCAGAUUACACAGGCUAAGUUCAAGUAAUAAGUUUAAUUAUUUUUUUUUCUCCUGCCAAAGGAUUAUCGUUCAACUGCAGUUAAGCUGCAGUUAAGCUUGAUGUUUAUGCUUCUGAAUAACAGAAAUACAUGUAGUAGGUAUUUGGAAUGGCUUUCAAUUACACAUUUCUGCCGCAGAUUGGAGAAGGCUAGAAGAGAAUGCUAUCAGAUGGCAUUGAAAAGCAAGUUUUAACCAACUAUAAUUGGAAAUAUCUUGUAGUAUAUAUGUGUAAAAGUACUAACAUGGGUAAUUGGUGGUGAUGUGGCUCUUUAAUAAUAACUUGAGUGAAAUUAAGGUCAAAAUACAACAGCAUGAGCUCAACUAAAAACAGUAAAGAAAAAAAUCCAUUUGUCGACUUCGUAGCCUUUUAGAAAAAAAAUUAAUCAUCAGGAACUGUGAAAUGUAGAGGGAAUUAAUUGUCCGUUUUUAGACCGUGAGCGCUGCAUGCAGCUCCUUGCUGCCUUGAAUGGGUCACACUUACUUGUAAAGCAUUUAUCGCAUUUUUAGGACUGUUGAAAUUUGGCUCAAGACAAAAACAAACUGCACAUGCAAAUGAAACUUCUCGAUUUCAACAAUACAUCUGACUACCAGGUAGUAUGUUUUCAAAUGGUCAGAUUGUUAAUGAAAACGAGAGGAUGCCUCCUUUAGAAUGCUUCUCAGUUUCACCUGAAAGUCUUUGAAAUCUUGUUCUGUUGAGAAAGCUGAAGGAUGAUAGUUUAUAUUUGACGAGAUUGAAUUUGUCAACGAAAGCUAGCAGUACAUGGCUGCCAACUGGUCAAGAGGUGAUGUACUCUCAGCACGUUCUCGGAUAUCAUAGACACUUUUUGCAUUUCAAACGUCCACACCAAUUUGAAAGAUUUUUUACAGAGGGGACUAAUUUAUGACAAAACGGGUACUCGGGUACAUUAAAGCAGACAGAGUCAAACAUUUGUCAUUUCUUGUUUUUUUUCUUUUCUGUUACUUCCAACAGAUUCGGUCUGACAAAAGUAAGGCCUAGGGGUAAUGCCCUAACCAGAACGUAUGUUGCCCGCACAAACGCAGCAUAUAAUCUGUACGCGUAAUUUAAUUUCAUUCAUUAGCUUAUACCUUAUACGUGUGGAGUAUAAUUUGAAUUUAUAAUUAUUAUUAUAUUGAUAUGUAAUUUAAAAAGAAACCAACCGAAACAUUGCCCUUGAAACCAUUCAGUUUUUUGCUGGUUGGAGUAUUCAGCAUAAAUAUCGAAGUAUUAAGGCUGCAGAAUCGGCGUGUUCGGCAGGGCAAGUGACCACUUGCACAGUGCGAAUGAAGGAUUGCGGAUCAUUAAUUUGGGUUCUGUAUAAUUGUAUAAAUAUAACGAAACCCAAUUGUGGAAAUGAAGUAAUUUUCUUGAAACUGAACAGAAUAUUAAAACAGUUCCCAUAGCUUCAGUCUCUAC
Messenger RNA from Acanthaster planci (crown-of-thorns starfish), 5924 nucleotides. It is a transcript of the gene fcsk, whose product is annotated as fucose kinase. Gene Ontology annotation, molecular function: ATP binding; fucokinase activity. Gene Ontology annotation, biological process: GDP-L-fucose salvage. The record is from RefSeq and is a predicted model, not a curated record. Lineage: Eukaryota; Metazoa; Echinodermata; Asteroidea; Valvatida; Acanthasteridae.